GGUGAAAAGACUACAAAUUUACAAUUGGGCCUGGGGUUUCCGGAAACUUCUGUUGGGAGAUCUUCCUUCCUCUUCUCGGUUCUUCACUUCCUCUUUAUUUUUCGCCAGACUAGGGCAUCGAGUUUCAGUUCUUGAUUCAGUCCACAGGGUAGCAAGAUUUGAAGAAAUGACAGGAGCAAAGAUUGUUGGUAGUGUUGCUGGAGCAUUUGUUCUUGCAUUUGCAUGCGACUAUAUCAUUGCAGACAAGAAGAUAUUUGGAGGUACGACUCCCUCUACAGUUUCAAACAAGGAGUGGUGGGAAGAGACUGACAAGAAAUUUCAAGCAUGGCCUCGUACAGCUGGACCUCCGGUGGUUAUGAAUCCCAUCAGUCGCCAGAAUUUCAUUGUCAAGUCCCGAGAUUAAACCUAAAUCCUGCAACUACUCUUUGAAUGAUUGAGCUUCAGUUUCAAUCCUAAGGUUAAUUACUGAUUACUCUCCUCCUUUCUGUAUGUGGAACAUUUGAACAUAGUUUCAUGGAAGAUUGUGCUGUAUUAGACUCAAAGCGUAUGGUGUUGGUUUGAUAUGUUUGUGAAUUGAAAUUGAUUUCGGUUUUUCAGAA
Molecule: messenger RNA, 599 nt
Organism: Lactuca sativa (garden lettuce)
Lineage: Eukaryota; Viridiplantae; Streptophyta; Magnoliopsida; Asterales; Asteraceae
Source: RefSeq, a predicted model, not a curated record